Molecule: messenger RNA, 3008 nt
Organism: Oncorhynchus mykiss (rainbow trout)
Lineage: Eukaryota; Metazoa; Chordata; Actinopteri; Salmoniformes; Salmonidae
Source: RefSeq, a predicted model, not a curated record
CAAUCAACGACGCGCGCGCGCGCAUUCAACGGUACCAACAACCUGCAGUGCAAGAGAACAGGACUAGUAGCUACAGUAAAAAUAUAAAAUAAAGCAGACUUUUCAGCUCCUCAGCUUCGGUUGAUGGUCAACAUUUCAAAACUAAGAUUCAAGAGAUAGUCAAGAACAAGGCAUUAGGAUGGACUGGUUCCACUGUAACAGCUGCUUCCGAAGAGAGGGGCAAAACUUUGCUGUCUCCAGCUGUGGUCACAUCUGCUGUGAAGGCUGCAUCAACCCUAAUAAAAAACAUUGCACUGUGUGUGGAGCAAGCUGCAAUUACCUGGCCAUCUCAGACCAGAUGAAGCCUCAGGAGCAGGUGUUCUUCAAAGACCCUGUUAAGCUCAUUCAGUCUCGUCUGGAGCACAUAGCACAGAUUGCUCUAUUCCAGCGAAGGCAGAAGGAAAGGGUCAUUGUCUACUUCAAAAACAAAUCUAUGGAGCUGGAGAGGAGACUGAAGGAUGUCACAGAUCAGUGUUACAGGCAAGUUUUAGAGCUGAAAAGAGAGAAUGCCGAGUUGAAGAAACCUCUCUCUCAGAGGAGGGCAUCACCUGGACAAUUUCAAACAAAUGGCAGUGCCCAAAGGAUGUCUCUCCCAGUGGCUGUUACCUCCCCAGUCACCCCUCGCUCACGUCCUGUUAGCCACCAAGGCUUUGCUGAAACCCAGGAGAGAUUCAGAGAUAGAAACCCUAGGCUCACCCUCGCAACUCCGCCUGGUUCUGCCACAUCAAUCUCCAGCCAUGGCUCUCUGCACGAGCGUGGUGGCUUCAGGACUCCCACCAUUAUUAGCACUCCCACCCGGUCUGAGAAUCUGACUCCAAACAUUUUCCAGUUCUUGACUGGGUCAUCACUGCACUCCCCAAGGCCUUUCAGAAAUGGCCAGUAAAACUGGUAGGUUAUUGUUUCAUACUGACUUAAUUUCAAUUCCAGUGACAAAAUUGAGAUCCAGUUGAAUUUAGGUUUUAAAUUAAGUAGCUCCUAAAGUGACUGGAGUUGAAAUGGCAAAGACCCAACUUUGAUUUCAGUACGUGUCCUUAAGCAUUUUGGCAUAGUUCUUACUUUUUUUUCUGCAGAAUCUGAUGAACAGCUGAAAACCGAUCUCAGAAAGUGCAGGGAAGCAGUUAACACACAGUUUUUUUUAUAUAUAUAUUUUUUUACUUGUUUCCAGUGAUGCAGUUGUGCAAAUGUUAAAUUGAACAUAAUACAACAUUAAAAAGACAUGCUCCGGUACUUUGGCAAAUAAAGUAUAUAUAUAUAUAUAUAUGUAUUUUUAAACCUCCCGCUUUGGGAUGUGUCAAAGUGUAGUUCAUAUAUGCAUAAUCUAUGAGCAGAAUUACUGUCUUUAAUUAGCCACAAAAUCCCUAGUUUGAAAAUACUUUUCUUGAAACUGUGCAGCACCAUUUCCCCUACAUUACAACCCACGUGGGCCAGCCCCUUAACAAUUUUAGUUGAGUGGAAGCUAGCAAGAGGCCUGCCCAGCAUUAUCCAAUGAGGUUGCAGGACGGGCCCAACAACUCAGUGGAAACAGUAGAGAGCAAUGAGGUGGUGCACAUAUGUGACGUAGUACGCAAUUUUCAGGGACCACUUUUGUCUUUGGAGUGUUACUUUCACAACUACUAGAUAUAAAAGAUACAAAAGUACUGGAGAAUCUGACUUUUGAAAUGAGUGCCAUGUGUCCAGUUAAGUAGAACAUUGAAAAACUGUUUACAACUACAAUUAAAGGGAUUGGCAACUGAGAAUAGUGUUCAGACAAACAUUUCUCCUUCAGCAUUCUUGUACUUCCUUUGUAAUGUUCUCAUAGCUAAUAGAAAAAACAUUUACACUGUAGAAAACGUUGCUUAAUGUUGAUUAAAAUACUUUUACUGGUAUACCUGGAUGACUGUAACAAGUAAUUUUCCUCUCAGAGGCAUAGAAAAUGGCCUGCACAAAACACUAUUUAUUGCUUUGGAUUAAAGUGGACUAAGACAAUCUAUUAUGCUUCAAUCCCUUCUCUGCUGAACUGAAUUUGGUUGGAUUACACAAUUCCAGUGACUUCUUUUGCCCCUCAAUCACCUCACACAAAUGCUCAAUAUAGGAAGAAUACUGUCCCCACUAAUCUGGGGCAUGGACUAGGUGAAAUCAACUAAAAACCCAACGAUAAAAAUAAGCCUGUAUUGCAGCCCUUCACAAGUAAACAGAAAUUGAGACAGGUGAGCAGAGUGAAAAAUACAGGAUUAUACCGGACCAAAGAGUGCAGUUCUUCAGUUUAUCCAAAAUAUGGUUUGAACUUGUAGUCUUUGUGGAUAUUGAACUUCACUUUAAAACAUUGCAGGUCAGUGCAAACUGCAUAACAAUUUUAAUAGGAAUUCAAUUUUUAUGAAAAGGAAUGCAUUUAAUAAACAUUAUCACAGCUAAAAUGUUAGGGCUCAAAAAUUCAAGUGCAACCUGUCUAUUCAGAAGUAUUACGUGUGGAUGUCCAGUUUGUUGUUGUAAAAAGGACAUGUAGGUUGUAAAGGAAUGAUUUCUACAUUAAGUGAUUAAUCAGUGUCUUUACCCUAAGUCUCAUAAAUGAUAUGUUUAGGUUUUCCCAGUGCAGUUUCACUUCUGUAAAAUACAGAACUAAACUACAGUACCUAAGGCGCUCCAACCAAUACAUACUUUUUAUCCAGUUAAUAUGUUGCUACAAUACUGGACUACAAAUGAUAUAGCACAAACAAAAGAGGUGGGUGGGGGGGGGGGGGGGGGGAUUGAACCAGUGUACUAUGUACUGUCCUGUCUACAGUAGGCAGCACCAUCAGGAUUUAAAGUCCAAACUUAUGGGGGAAAAAAAGAGAAUGCAGCAAUAAUUCAGCACAGUCGCAAAAUCUGUGCUGAUACUAAGCAUUUAAGAGUCACACCUGCUCACAUUAAAGCGAAGUAAUUCAAUAUGAAAAGUUUGUCAAAUUUAUGAAAAAACAUGAUCAGUCUUGUCCUCAAAAAAAAAAAAAAAAAAA